CGAUACCAACUUUACUUGGUUCGACACGUUUGGCAAAAAUACCCAUCUAGGAAGAAAGUGUAAGUUUUGUAUGAAACCUGAACAUCGUAUUUGAUAUAGAUUUACUGAUGGUAGGGUUCAAGAUGAUGCUUCCAUAUAAAAGUCGUUUGAUUUUUUUAAAAAUCGUUAAAGUAUCUUUCACCACAAUCCGUUAAACAACUCGAUACGCGAGGACGUGUUUUAAGUGAAUAUAUUGGAACUAUGAAUUUGCUAAUCCUCAUUUCUCUUACCACACUAUUCACAUGCUCUCAAGUGACAUCAAAUGAAAUUAAACCCCUCAAUGCAAAUCUAAGCAAACGACAUUUGGAGGAACUUAGUUAUAGUUUUGCAGCAACAGAUAUCGGAUCUAAAACUGGAACGCGAAUAAAAACUAUUACAGUAAUUAAAAACUUAGCCAGCAAGAAACACAAAACCCUUAAAAUCGAUCCAGAAUUACACAAGCAUGAUGAUUGGGGUUCCGCAUUCCGAGAUAAUUUUGAUAAAUUUGGCAAAAUACCAGACAUACCUGAUGUGUUCAAGAAGGAACAAAGCGGAGAAUCUGAAAUGAACACUUCUGCGGAAGAUGAAGUAAUGCAAGAGGAACCGAAAGUAGAAGUUGUAGAGGUCGCCCAACCUAAGGAAAUCCCCAUUUACGAAGAACCAGAACCAGAGCUAGAAGCGGUAACAGAACCAGAAUUAGAAUCAGAACCAGAAUCCACUGUCCCUGCUGAGGAGGAGAAAGAAGAGGAAGCAGUAGAAAGUUCGAGUGAAGAACCAGAAGUAAGAAGUCGUGUUAUUCAGAAGCUUCCUGCCGAUAUUGAGUUGAUUGAUAUCGGUCCGAUUAGCUUAAAGCAAGCUGAACAAAGCGCCAAAUCGCAGGCAUUAAGAUUUAAAAGCUAUCACCCCGAAAAGGAAGGUCUAAAAGAGUAUAGAUCUUAUCCAUCUACAAGUGAGAAUCCAGGUCAAAACUACAACAGAUUCUACAAUGGUGAUGGUUCAAAAGCUCAAUCAAUUUAUACGUCCUAUCCGAAUAUCAAAUAUACACACAUUCCAUAUACUCCGACCACAACUGCCGCAAAUCCUUAUAUUGCUCCCAAUAAGGCACCACCUCCAUAUUCAUCAUCUCAAAAUGUCCCUCCAAAUCCUUAUGUAGCUCCAAAUAAAAAACAAUCGCGGUAUAAAUUUGAAAAUAAGGCCAUUCAAAAAGUCGCUACCACGCCAGAACCUUACCUGGCGCCAUCAAUAAGGAAGAUGUACUCAACAAUAAGGCCUGUGACCUUGGCAGAAGAUCCAAGACCCACAGCCGCAACCCUCAAUAAUAAUCAAUAUCAAGGUCAACGAUUCAGAGGGGUGCGAUACUAGUGUUUAAAGCCAUACUAUUAUAAAGCAAAUAUGUACGCAAUAUUAAUAUAAUUAAUUUUAAGACAGUAUAUGUUUGAAAUGUUAUAUA
Molecule: messenger RNA, 1468 nt
Organism: Hermetia illucens (black soldier fly)
Lineage: Eukaryota; Metazoa; Arthropoda; Insecta; Diptera; Stratiomyidae
Product: cardiomyopathy-associated protein 5
Exons: 2
Coding region: 241-1380 (379 amino acids)
Source: RefSeq, a predicted model, not a curated record